Messenger RNA from Caenorhabditis sp. 36 PRJEB53466, 4450 nucleotides. Lineage: Eukaryota; Metazoa; Nematoda; Chromadorea; Rhabditida; Rhabditidae. The record is from the annotation of a GenBank genome assembly.
AUGUCUUCAAUAUCCUGUUCACUAAUAAUUUGCUUUCUGCUGUUGGAGCCUGGCUCCUGUCGGCACGAAGAGAUUUGCUAUAAUUGUGGUGAUGAUGGUAAGAGUAGGGUUGCAAACCAUCUUUCAGUUGAGUUGCGAAACGUCUUUCAGACCCCAGAACAAUAGACGAAGCUGUUCGAGAAGCCAAAGCAGAGGUUCUCCCUUUCCGCUCCCACUUCUCCGAAGAUAAUGCAGUUGUGCUCAACUACUCCGUGGCGGCGUUGGCAGCCAUCAAAGUCAGUCAGAAGACGGGAUACCUCGACGGAAAGCUGCCACGCCGAAUGUGUCCAUUGAAGAAGUACAUGUGUUCCUUCGGAAAGUACCGACAUACAGAUGGGCGGUGCACUAACCUCUUCUCUCCGUUAUCCGGAAGCGCGUAUUCGCCUUUUUCAAGGAGAAUAAAAGCCAACUAUGAUGAUGGUAUGUUUGGGCGUUAGAGUGUUCAAUACAAAUAUUCAGAAUGUGCUUGUUUCAGAUCUGUCCGCUCCGAGAUCUCAUGGCUACCGAAACCGACCUCUCCCCCACCCCGAAGUCGUUGAGAAGCAAAUUGCCAGAAUUCCAGCUGUGUUUCCGAUUCCACUGACGUCUACAUUCCUAGAAUUCUCUGAAUUCCUGUACACCGACCUGGCAAAGUUUAUCAAGCUUCAGGAGAGUCUUGGCUGUUGUGGCAGUUCCAAUAGAGAGUGCUUGAAUGUGGGAACACAGUAAGUUUGCCAAAUGUUUUCGGCCUUUCAAAAAACUUAUUUUAGUAUGCUGGACUGUUAUAUCCGAUCGGCUCCAUCGCCGCUUCCUCAUUGCUCCUAUGGAAAACGAGAGCAAAUGAACUUGGCCACAUCUUUUAUAGACGCUGGACCCAUUUAUCAGAACCUCAAGGACAUUUCCAAAGGAGCCAGGCUUUCAACAUUUUCUCUGGAAAAAUCAUCAAUUCAUAAUUUGCUCGUAGAAGAGCACAACUGGGUCGUUGACCAACUUCAGAAGACGUUCCCAUCAAUGCCAUCUGAAAUCUUGUUCGAAGAAGCGAGGAAGUUCGUGAUCGCAGAGCUCCAACACAUAACUUUCGAACACUUUUUACCUAUUCUCAUUGGCGAGGAGACUAUGGAUAAGUACGACUUGCGAGCCGCCCAUUGUGACGGAGGGUCUUGCCACGAAAUUGAAGCAAACACGCUGAACGAGUACGGUAGUGCGGCUGGGCUUUUCCAUAAGUUUAUGACUACAUCGGAUAAGGGUUCUUCCACUUCUUCUUCUUCUUCUUCUUCUUCUUCGCCUACUACGAUCUUUAAUCCAUCCCUCUACACUUCUGAAUUCUCUACAACUACCUCGAAACCAGAAUUAUCAGACAUUUUGUUGAAAGGAAGAGAUCAUGGACUAGGAACUUAUGCGCAGUGGAGGAAAGAGUGCGGUGGCGGAGAGAUAAAGUCAUAUAAGCAAUUGAUUGGAUUGGUUGAUGAUCAGAUUCUGAAGAGCGUCAGGGAUUUAUUCCCAGAGGUAUGGUAGCUGUUGUCAAUGCAAAAGAUUACGGUGCAUUGUUUCAGAUCAAGGAUGUCGACCUAAUUAUUCUGGGAAUAACUGAAAGUCCAGUUUAUGGAAGUUUAGUGGGCCCAACCUUCGGCUGUAUUCUAGCGCUUCAGUUCCAGAAGGUCAGUUCUCUUCACAAUCCAACUAAAACUGUAACAACUUUCAGGCAAAGUUCGGAGACUCCUACUGGUACACGAAAAAGCUCCUGAAAGAACAGAUCGAAGAAGUUGAGAAGUCGUCGAUUAGCGCCCUUAUGUGCAGACAUCAGAAGGCCACUCAGAUUCAGAAGGACGGAUUCAGAUCUCCGGAUGAUUUUACGUAGGCUUCCAUGGUUUUCUGAAACAUUACGAUAGUUUAGAAAUAUUCCAAUCGCCUGCAAUUCAUCGGCGUUCCCCCAGAUCAAUUUUUCUAAAUGGAUCCCAAAAGAUGACGUUAUUCAAAAACCAAAAGACUCAAAGUUCGACGAUGUUCUCGGAGAAUGUAUUCAAGAAGUGUCUGAAGCCAGAAGUCGUCAAAAGGGACCGAGUUUUCAAGAGGGAAACUUGCAUUCUGUCGCUCUAAAGUCGUACGGAAGUAUGAUGUUGGCCAAAGAUGAAGCCGUCAACGAAGCCAACGUCUCUUUUAUUCUUCUGGAGGCCACCAGGAAGUUGGUGAAGUUGAAGAACGUGGAUUUGGAGAGCAUUCAAGGCGUCUACAUCGGCGAGGACUUUGGCAAGAAAAGUGAUGAAAACUGUAAUCCCAAGGACUUUCCCUGUGAUCCUACGAACCCAUACAGGACUUACACGGGUUGGUGUAAUAACCUCGAGAAUCCCUCGUCGGCCAACACCUUCCGAGAGCUCGUUCGGCUGCUUCCACCAGCUUAUGAAGAUGGUAUAAAUACCCCGAGAGCCAAGACAACUUCCAGAAAUCGACUCCCAUCCCCCAGAGCCAUUUCGAACGCUGUCCAUCACGCGAAGAAGAUCGAGCACAUAAAAUACUCGCACUUUCUCAUGGAGUUUGGUCAGUUCAUCGAUCACGAUAUUACGCACUCGCCCGUGGAUCAGAAUCCCGACGGAACCCCUCUGAAUUGCUCCAGAUGUGACUCCCACCUCCAUGUUUCUCCGUCCUGCUUCCCCAUUCCCGUUCCUGCCAAUGAUCAGCACUUCGAGCCGUUCUCUUGCCUCUCUUUCGUCAGAAGUCUCCCGGCACAGAAGACAUUGGGAUAUCGGAAUCAGAUGAAUCAGGUCAGUGCCUAUCUAGACGGCUCAGCCAUGUACGGUUCCACUAAAUGCGAAGGAGAUCGGCUGAGAACUUUUGAGGACGGAAAGAUGAAGACGACACAGAUCUCGAGAAGGAAACGGCAUUACGGAAUCACACUGAGCCAAUCGGACGAAUCGGAGCAGGACGGCUGUGUCUCUUCUCCCGAACAUCCAUGCUUCAUCGCCGGAGACGACCGAAACUCGCAGCAGACCCUUUUGAUAGCCGUGCAUUCAGUUUUUCAUCGAGAGCACGAAAGGAUUGCCACAAUACUCAAAGAGAUCAAUGGACAUUGGAACGAUGAAAGGAUCUAUCAGGAGGCGAGGAAAUUGAUCUCCGCUGAAUUCGCACACGUUGUGUACAACGAGUACUUGCCGAUAGUGGUCGGACAAAAAAUGAUGGAUCAAUAUGAGCUUCGUCCUUUGGCAGAAGGCUAUUUCACGGGCUACCAAACAUGCGACGCCUCGAUCCUCCAGCCCUUUGCCACUGCUGCAUUCCGUUUCGGUCAUUCUACAGUAACUCGAUUCACUCCAAUGCAAGAAACCGUAUUCUCUCCGGCCACACGGGUCGUCGAUCUGGCUUCUGAUUUUAUUAACAUGUCAAAGAUUUACAACAAUGACGCCGUCGAGCAGAUUCUGGGUGGAAUGCACGGAAAACAUCAGAUGAUGACCGAUCGAUUUGUGGACGAUGCGGUCAGAAACUUCUUGUUUUCGGAUCGAGGAAAACGGGGAACUGGACUGGAUUUGAUUGCGAUUAACAUUCAGAGAGGGAGGGAUCACGGCAUUCCACCCUAUAAUCACUACAGGUAACUUUCUAUUAACUUUUCUGUAAAACCGCUGCAAAGUUAGAUUCCAGAACGUUUUGCGGCCUGGAUCGUCUAACCUCCUUCUACUCCAUUUUCUCGGACAUUGAUCAGGACGGCCUCGCGGCAAUCGCUCAAGUCUACGAGUCUCCAGACGACAUUGACCUCUUCACAGGCGUCGUUUCCGAGAAAACUAUUCCUGGAGCUCUCGUCGGUCCGACAGCCGCCUGUAUAAUAUCGGAGCAGUUCAGAAGACUCAAAAAGUGUGAUCGUUUCUAUUAUGAAAACGGAAAAGAGCACUCGAAAUUCGCGGAAGAGCAGUUAAAGGAGAUUCGGAAGAUUUCGAUGAGCUCGUUGAUUUGUGCAAAUACAAAAGUACCUAAGAUUGCUAAGGAUGUAUUUUCAGUGCCUGAGCCAUUUUUGUGAGUUAAUCAUAUUGAAAUGGCGUUCUACCGUAAUCCUCAACAAUUCCAGGAAUCCUCUGAUCGACUGCACUUUGUCGCCUCGCAUUGAUUUAUCAAAGUGGCGAGAAGCGAAGGAUUGUAUUUAUAAAAACAAAUACAUCCCGUUGCACACAACAAUGUCCAUCAGUCCGUGCUCUAAAUGCACUUGUACCAGCGAUGGGGUGAGAACUUUGAUUUUCUUGGAUUUGUUCUCGAAAAUUCCUUGUUUCCAGGUUAAAUGUGCAUUUUUAUCCCCUGAUUGCUUGGCUCACACCAAGGAAUUAUUAGCCGAGGUGAGAGUGAUAUCAGUUUGGAAAUGAUGUUUUCUGACUCUGUGAUAUUACUUUUAUUUUUCUGAUUUCAGGAUCCAAUCUGCUUCAUGCAAUGCGCACACCACUUGCGAGAUAACUAUUAG